Messenger RNA from Sphenostylis stenocarpa, 252 nucleotides. NCBI's taxonomy places the organism in Eukaryota, Viridiplantae, Streptophyta, Magnoliopsida, Fabales, Fabaceae. The record is from the annotation of a GenBank genome assembly.
AUGGUAAGUGACGUGAGGCGCGAUGCAGGGGAUCGCAGAGUGGGGUUUGAAAUGGGUGGAGUUGAGAAGGUUUUGGGUUAUGUUAUGAGCGAGUUGGAGAUGUUGGGGGUUCAAGGGGAAGGAGGUGAAGUUGGUGAGGAACCUCGAAAGGAGAAGAAUGAUUCUGCACUCUGCUCCUCCACCAAAAACAGAGAAGGGGUUGAUGAUGCAGCUUCUUCAGCACACAAAUUGCCAAACACAUUCCGUGCAUAA